Molecule: messenger RNA, 1872 nt
Organism: Mixia osmundae IAM 14324
Lineage: Eukaryota; Fungi; Basidiomycota; Mixiomycetes; Mixiales; Mixiaceae
Exons: 6
Coding region: 63-1622 (519 amino acids)
Biological process (GO): protein quality control for misfolded or incompletely synthesized proteins
Cellular component (GO): mitochondrion; cytoplasm
Molecular function (GO): ATP hydrolysis activity; ATP binding
Source: RefSeq, a predicted model, not a curated record
CGUGCCCGUCAACAAGAAAAAGCAACGUCGACGUGUCAGGCCUAUCAGGGCGCUGCCAGCUUAUGAGCCUCAAGUCGACCAUCCGCUCGACAGCACGGCUCGCCGUCCUAUCGGCAGAUGCUACCGCUGUCACUUUUUCCCCGGUCGCCUCUUGCUCCUAUGCACCCGUCGUACCGCCGAUAAUUUGCAAGGGUUUGCCGUCGCGCAGCCAGGGAUGGGCCCCAAGACGGCAUCUUCACGCGGUCCCGACGGUACGAGCAGCCGCUAAGGGUGCGCAACAUGAUAACACAGACGCGGAACGCGGUCCAAUGGCCACCUACGACGCUCGUGUGGCUGCAGGGCUAUUGCGAGACGAUGAGCAUCAGCGCUCAAUCAUUGCAACAUACCUCGAGCCACUUUGGAAGCGUCUGCAGACUUAUCGUCCUACGCCAAUACCCAAGCGCUCGCUCGCCGAACGCGCGCCAAAGACGCAUGGCCUCUGGUCUCGCAUAUUCGGUGGAAGUACGAGUAUGCGCUUACCCGGACCAGAGCCAGGUCUACCACCCUCGCUUUACCUUCACGGCGACGUCGGCUGUGGCAAAUCCAUGCUCAUGGACCUGCUCUUUGCAUGCAUACCUGCUCAUCUGUCACACGAUAAGCGUCGGAUCCAUUUUCAUGCCUUCAUGAUAGACGUUCACAAGCGCCUUCACGCUCUCGGGGAAGCUGUAGGUCAUAAGGCAGGCGAUCUUGUCGUCCCCGUCGCCCGCGAACUUGCCAGAGAGGGCAGGAUAUUCUGCUUCGACGAAUUCCAAGUGACCGACAUUGUGGACGCGAUGAUCCUCCGGCGACUCAUCGAGACGAUGAACGCUUAUGGCGUCGUGUCCGUCAUGACUUCGAACCGACAGCCGCGCGAUCUUUAUAAGAAUGGAAUACAGCGACAAAGCUUCAUGCCCUGCAUACAUCUCAUCGAGGAGAAAUUCGAUAUCGUCGAUCUGGAUUCGAAUACAGACUAUCGCAAAAUCCCGCGGGCUCUCUCAAAAGUAUACUUUGACCCAAUCUCACACGAACAUGAGCGAGAAAUUGAGAAACUCUUCGAGGGUUUGACCGAAGACGAGCCCGUCGUGCGUCGGCGACAACUAGAUGUGUGGGGUCGGAAGCUCUACGUGCCCGAAUCGACCAACAGAGUCGCCAAGUUCACCUUUGCGGACCUCUUCGCUCACGCGCUCAGCUCAGCGGAUUACCUUGAGAUCACCAAGAAAUUCGAGACCAUCUUUGUCGUUGACAUACCCAAGCUCACCUUCAAUCAACGAGAUCAGGCUCGUCGUUUCAUACUGUUUAUCGACUCGGCCUACGAGUCCAAGACAAAGUUGUUUUGCCUGUCCGAGGUGCCCAUCACAGAGAUCUUCAGCGAUCGGAAAGAUACACACGAUGAGAUCUCAGAUGCUAUGCGAGCGGCCAUGGACGAUCUAGGACUGAAUGCCGAUCAGAUCGGUGCGAGUUCUAUCUUUUCAGGCGAAGAGGAAAUCUUUGCCUUUGCAAGGGCGGUCUCGCGAUUGUCCGAGAUGGGCAGUGCUGCGUGGUCGGGACAGGACGGACGACAUGCAGAAAUUGCACUGGGCGCAAGUGAUAUGCCAACAACAUGACGUAAUGCAAAUGCUCUAUUGGCGUGCCUUGUCCCGGCGCUUCUCGCGCUUCUUCGUCCUCUCGAAGGCUUUCUCCUCCGCUCUCUCGUCUUGCAAUCCAGCUGUAAUUUUGGCAAUCUGCAUGGUACGCUCAGCAAAGUCCGAAGAGAUGGGAAUGUACUUACCUUUGAGCGAUAAGCGUCGUCUUUUGACGCUUUGAUUUUUGCUUUCUCCCCGGCAAUGAAGCGAUUGUCCUUGCGCAGCUCGCGGA